CUAUAUGAUACACAUGAACGAAAACCCUCUAGUGGUGAAAAACUGUCAAAAUGCAUUCACAUAAGAGGCGGCCUUCAAGGUCUAAGAAAUUAGCAUAUGAGCCUACCUAGGUUUAGAUUUCAACUCAAAAUACCAAGAGAACAAAGUAAAAAUAGUAAAAAAAAGUACAGGUAAAUUGGAAAUUUGUUUAAAAUGAUAUACCAAAUUUGAAUCAUGAAAGUUUAUUUUGGAUUUGACUGUCCCUUUAAUCUAAGGUAAGACUUGAAGAUUGUUAGAAAAUAGAGUAAAAAACGAUGGCACUACAAGUGUUGUUUCCUAAGUUAAUCAUGUGGAUUAGCAUAUGCAAUAUUCUUAUCUGCAAAAUGAUUUAUUGAAAAGGUGCUGUACACCAAAGAUAAUAGUAUACUUACUUCUAACCAGAUUCCCAUAAUGUAACUCUAGACCGUACUACAGUUAAAGGGCCAUUAUACACUCAUUUUUUCUUUGCAUAAAUGGUUUGUAGAUGAUCUAUUUAUAAAGCCCAUAAAGUUUGUUUUUUUUUAAAUGUAUAAUUUUGCUUAUUUUUAAAUAACAUUUCUCUGAUUUUCAGACUCCUAACCAAGCCCCAAAGUUUUAUUUGAAUACCGUCAGCUACCUUCUCCAGCUUGCUCCUGUUUGUGUAAAGGGUCUUUUCAUAUGCAAAAGAAGGGGGAAGGGGGAGUGUCUUAUUUCCCACUUGCAGUGGGCUUUCCAACUGCCUUUUCAACAGAGCUAAACUAAGAGCUUCUAAGGUGUGGAUUUUAUUUAAAUUAGCUGACGCGUUGCCUCUUCUGCAAGCUUCUCCUCCCAGACACCAGAUGGUGCUAGACUGCCCAAUAUGGAGUUUGAUGUGAGUGGGGGACUUGAAUCGCUGCCCAUAAGAGGAGCUGAAGGACAAAUUGUGAACUUUCAAUAUUUUCCAGAUCUGAUUACUGGACCAGGAGCUGAGUUAGACCCCAGUGAGGUAUCUAUUCUGGGAUGUAACUGUAGUGAGUCUUGUGUGCCAGGAGUCUGCACGUGUCUGCCUUAUGGUAAUAACUAUGUUAACCACAGAGUUGUCAACUCCAAGACCCCUAUCCUGGAAUGUAACAUCUUAUGCAACUGUGGGGAGACCUGCCAUAACCGUGAGACUCAACAAGGACUGCAAUUCAGGCUGCAGGUGUGUAGGACUUCUGGGAAGGGUCUGGGCCUCUGCACACUUGAAUAUAUACCUAGUGGUAGGUUUGUAUGUGAAUAUGCCGGAGAAGUGAUAGGUAAGGAAGAGGCCGGCAGAAGAAUCUGCGCCCAAGAACCCACCGACAACAACUAUAUUAUUGCUGUACGUGAGCACCUCCACGCAGGACAAACCUUGGAAACCUUUGUAGACCCUACGCACAAAGGAAACGUCGGAAGGUUUCUAAACCACUCAUGCCAACCUAACCUGUUCAUGCUGCCAGUACGCACCCACUCCAUGGUACCCAAACUGGCACUAUUUGCUGCCCGCGAUAUUCUGCCAGGAGAGGAGCUAUGUUAUGAUUAUUCUGGCAGAUACUUUAACUCUGUGCCUGACAGUGUGAGCACUUCUCAGGCCGUGGCACAAUAUGAGGCCAGCUCGGGCAAAAGAUGUCUAUGUGAAACCUCAUCCUGCACUGGAACACUACCAUAUGACUGCUCCUUGUACCAGUUAGAGCCUCAGUAACCUUGGCGUUUAAUGCCACCACGUUUUUUUUUUUUUUUUAAUACAGUUAUCCAAAAUGUACUAACCAACAUCUAGAUUGUGAUAUAAAUGAAGGAAGUUACUAAUUGGAUAAUAAAAUACACUACAAGUGAAAUUCUAGUAUAAAAAUAAAAUACUCUUGCUACCAAACUUUAUUUUUACAGGAAUUCCUUUAUUUUACUUUGUUUAAAGGAACAGUAAAAUAAAAAAUAAACUUUUCUGAUUCAGAUAGAGCAGCGAUUUUAAACAACUUUCCAAUUUACUUCUAUUAUCAACUUUGAUUGAGUGUGAACCUAGGUAGUCUCAGGAGCAGCAGUGCACGACUGGGAGCUAGCUGAAAACAUCUGGUGAGCCAAUGACAAGAGGCAUAUCUACAGCCCCCAAUUACCAGCUAGCUCCCAGUAAUGCAUUGCUGCUCCUAAGCCUACAUUGUAUGCUUUACAAUAAAGGAUUCCAAAAGAACAAAGUACAUUUUGAGAACAGAAGUAAACUGGGAAGUUCUAAAGCAAAAUGGGGGUGGUCCAACAGCGCACAUUUAAAGGGACACUGAACCCAAUUUUUUUCCUUUCAUGAUUCAGAUAGAGCAUGCAAUUUUAAGCACCUUUCUAAUUUACUCCUAUUAUCAAUUUUUCUUCGUUCUCUUAGUACCUUUAUUUGAAUGUAAGCUUACGAGCCGGCCCAUCUUUGGUAAAGCACCUGGGUAGCCCUUGCUAAUUGGUGGCUACAUUUAGCCACCAAUCAGCAAGUGCUAUCCAAGGUCUGAACCAAAAAUAGCCGGGCUCCUAAGCUUUACAUUCCUGUUUUUUCAAAUAAAGAUACCAAGAGAACGAAUAAAAGAACCCCUGAAGUAAAUUAGAAAAAAAAUGUUGGUUCAGUAUCCCUUUAACUACCUUUCUUAACCAUUUUGAAUUAAUUGAAUACAGAGUAAUAGAUGGGAAUCUGUUUAAAAAUACACUUAAAUGGAAACUGAUCAUUUUAUUUUUUUAUAGUAGAACUUCUCUUAAAAAACUUCAGCAGAAUUUUAAAAAAAUUAAGUAAAAAAAUAAAUGAAAUAGGUAUGGCUAAUUUAUUGUAGACAGCUGCUUUGACCAUGAAAUUGUGUAGGUCAAACUGAACGCUCUGGAUCCAACACACAUCUGUAUUAAACUUCUAAAUGAAAUUCA
Bombina bombina (fire-bellied toad) is the source of this 2877-nucleotide messenger RNA. RefSeq names its product histone-lysine N-methyltransferase SETMAR. The transcript is spliced from 3 exons. The coding region runs from base 857 to 1696 and encodes 279 amino acids. Gene Ontology annotation, molecular function: zinc ion binding; histone methyltransferase activity; protein binding. Gene Ontology annotation, cellular component: nucleus. The record is from RefSeq and is a predicted model, not a curated record. NCBI's taxonomy places the organism in Eukaryota, Metazoa, Chordata, Amphibia, Anura, Bombinatoridae.